Messenger RNA from Entrophospora candida, 2037 nucleotides. NCBI's taxonomy places the organism in Eukaryota, Fungi, Glomeromycota, Glomeromycetes, Entrophosporales, Entrophosporaceae. The record is from the annotation of a GenBank genome assembly.
AUGUUUAGAAUUGCAACCAGAAAUUUGGAAAAUCUAGCAAAAGAACAUGAGAUAAAGGAUUUAUUAUCGAUUACUUGUAAGAAUGGCGGCCCUAAAAAUUUACCAGUUGCUGAACAUUUUAUUGAUGAAAAGGAUUCUCAAAAAGAUAAACCUAGAAUAGUUGUACUUGGGUCAGGCUGGGGUGCUAUUUCAGUUUUAAAAGAAUUGGAAAAAGAUAAUUAUCAUGUUACUCUGAUCUCUCCUCAAUCACUUUUAGAGCCAAUUAGAAGUAUAGUCAAAGGAACAGAUGCACAUUAUUUGGAAGCUACUGCAACAGAUAUUUGUUUUGAUGAAAGACUUGUAGAGGUUAAACCGACCGGGGACUUCUCGCAAUCUUUUUAUGUUCCUUACGAUAAACUUAUAAUCGCUGUAGGUUCUCAAUCAAUUACUCAUGGAAUUGAAGGAAUCGAACAUUGUCACUUUUUAAAAACAGUAAAUGAUGCUCGUAAAUUAAGAAAAACAAUUAUUCGUAAUUUUGAAAUGGCUUCUUUACCAACAACUUCACCCGAAGAGAAGAAAAGACUUUUAAGUUUUGUUGUCUGCGGUGGAGGACCAACUGGUGUGGAAUUUGCUGCCGAAUUACAUGACUUUUUGAAUGAAGAUUUAGUCAGAUAUUUCCCAGCUGUUCUUAGAAAUGAAGUGAAAGUUAGCAUUAUUCAAAGUCAAGAUCAUAUAUUAAAUACAUAUGAUGAAAAGAUUAGUAAAUUUGCCGAGAGUAAAUUUCAACGUGAUAAUAUCAAUGUGAUCACAAAUGCUCGUGUUCAAAAAAUCGAACCAAAUCAAAUUGUUUAUAAAAUGAAAAAAGGGGAUAAAGAAGAAAGACUUGAUUAUGGAUUGUGUCUCUGGUCAACUGGAAUUGAUAAUAGACUUCGUCUUAAGGGUGCACCUGAUUCUAGUGUAUAUGCGAUUGGGGAUUGUUCCACCGUCGAAAAUCCAAAAUUAGUUCAAAAUUUAAUGCAAUUUUUUAUUGAUGCUGACACAGACAAAAAUAAUUGUUUGAGUUACGACGAGUUUCAUGAAUUAGCCAAAAAAAUAUCAAGGCGUUACCCAAUUACCUCUAAUCAUUUAAAGAAAGCCGAUUCAUUAUUUGCUCGAUAUGAUGUAGAUAAAAGUGGCACUCUUGAACUGGAUGAAUUACAAGCAAUGUUGAAUGAUAUUGAUAAACAACUUACUGCUUUACCUGCGACAGCACAAGUUGCUCAUCAACAAGGCAAAUAUUUAGGCAAAAAAUUAAAUAGUCUAGCACUGGCAUCAAAAACCAAUGUACUGCCAACGCCAUUGGAUUAUUCAACAGAUACUGAUAAUCCCGCGCCGGACACUGAUGAUCGAUUAGCACCAUUCAACUAUGCUCAUUUGGGCUCGCUUGCAUAUAUUGGUAAUGCAGCCGUAGCAGACUUUGGUACGGGUUGGACUUGGAUGGGUAAUUGGUCCGCUGUAUACCUUUGGAGAAGUAUAUAUCUGAGUGAACAAGUUUCAUUUAGAACUAGAACAUUGUUGGCUAUUGAUUGGUCAAAGGAGAGUUCACUAUAUCGUAAGUAUGCAGAAAGGUCAGGGUCUAUUAUAAGCAGUGUGACUACAUUAGGAAUACAAGGUUAUCUGCAUCGUGGAAAAAAAGCCAACAUUGCUGUAUCAGGAAAACAAGACGUAUUACUUCAAUAUUGGUUAGAUUUGCAUGCAUGUGCUGCAAGUUACACAUUUGUUCUUCUCAUUGAAAGGUUGCCAAGUGAGGUUAUCCCACUAAAAGAUACAGAAUCUUUCAAAAUUGAGUUUCUUGCUGAAUAUAGUAAAUCUUCUACACCCGGACCUAAAAAAACAGCUUAUUAUCUGAAGAAUCCCAGCAGAGGGCCUGCUCCUGAGCUAAUUACCGAGCCUGAACUCAUUAUAUAUAAGGAUGAUCAACUUGAAAGAAUGUAUGAGGAUGCAAGGUGUUGUUUGGAAGAAUUUAACAAUGAUACUGAUGACUUUGGUUGGAAUUGUUUUAUUGAUCAUAAUAAUUAG